AUGUGGCCACUUCCUUUGCAUACGGCCCUCGACCCAGCUUUGCACCGCACACGCCGUAGACCCUGGAACCUCCAAGCCUUGAUAAUAGAGUGGCGCAAUCAGGCAGAGCAGCAUGCGGCUGUGAGCUCUCCGGGAAUCAUCCCUCUCCAGCUGAACCGAUUUGGCCAGGAUUGGCAGAAGAUUCAUCAUCACAUCGAUCUUAGCCCUACUGUAUACCUCCCACACUUUGUGGAUGGUUCGUUAGCUACCUCUUCGGAGAAGUACCGGCUAGCAGCUGUAAUCUACCACCUAGGAGCGACGGUGACAUCUGGCCAUUAUCGCACAGCUUUGUUCCAAGAUGGGCGACUGACCCAUCUCACUGAUGAUGGCUGUGAAGCUGUAGUGGCAAUGGACCGGGACAUCGAAGUAGUCUGCUACACCCCUGCACCAUCGCCUUUUGUGGUGCGUGAGCAGGCCCGUGACGGAAACUGCCUCUUUCGCUCCUUCUCUGACCAGGUCUACGGCUGCCCUGACUACCAUGCCCUGCUGAGAGACAGGUGCACAAAGUACAUCGCUAGCGAGCGAAGCUAUUUCGAGCAAUUCGUGGCGGAGCCAUUUGAAGAGUUUCUGGCACGGAUACAGCGCGAGGGCGAGUGGGGCGAUGAUGUGGAGAUUGAGGCGUUGUCCGAGAUUUACGACUGUCGGGUGGAGAUUUAUGCCUCCUACGGCCAUUCGCUGAUGCGGACAUUUCAUGAGGCUUGCGACGCAAAGUGGUCGCAGCCCGUGAGGCUGCUGUACGAGGGCCAUGCGCACUACAACUCCCUGGCUCCCCGAAGUGGCCUUUGCCCCAUUGCCCAACAGCUGCGGCCAGGGGAGAUGGAGGACGCUGCGAUCAGCAGAUCCCGGAGGAGACAUGAGGCCGGAUACCGUCGCGAAGGCGUCCAUGAGGCGGAUGCCAAGCUCACCGAGCAGGAGGUGGUCGACGAGUCGAUUCGUCUGAGCCGCCUUGAGUUUGAGCAUAAGUCGGAUGCUGAGAUGGAUAUGGCACUUCAAGAUUCCCGUGCCGAGUGGGAAAAGUCAGAAAGGAAGCGCAUGGAGGAGGAGGUGGUCGACGCCAUCCUCCAACAGUCUGUGCUUGAGGAGGAGCAGAAGCAACUCACUUUGGCCAUGAAGGAGUCGAAGGAGGAUGUCAUUCACAACAGACCGGAGUUUGCGGCACUCUACGGAAUGGUCACGCCAGCUGAGCCAGUCCCUGGAGCAUCCUCUUCUUCGGCCUACGAAGAGAAGAGGGACAGCCGGGAGUUUCAGUAUCCGGAGAGUGUCUACGCGGUCAUGUCAAUGGGCUUCCCGCUCGAAAAGUGUAUUCAGGCCUACCAUUUGGUGGGCGACAAUCCCGAAGGAAUUCUGCAGUUCUGCUGCCAGACACUGGGCCAGGAGCUCGCCGGUGCUGUCGGGGUGAGAGCCAAAACAUUGCGAAGUUUCUCUAUUGUGUCCGGGAACUUCUUUGGAUCUGCCGCAAAUGCCAUGGCCGCAGCAUCCGCAGGGGAGGAGACGAGCUACGGCUUGUCUGAUCCGGAGACUUUACUCGACUUCUUGGAAGAUGCCGGCAUCCGCCUGGUGCGCCUCGAGUACCUGGUCGAGCUCCGUGACUCGGGGAGGCCUUUGCCGCGCCGGCAAGAGGCGGAGCAGGAGACGACGAGCUCGGGACUGCCGGCACUCGUGCAGAGCAGCGAGCUCAAAGCUGUGAAGAUUGACCCCACGACCGCCCACAUGUCAGUGAUGAUCCCGCACCCAGAGCCGAGACGGGUCAAAGUCCACCUCGUCUCUAUCAGCCACAUGUGGGAGAGCAUGCAGCAUCCGGAUCCUUGGAGGUUCCUGGAGGCUCUAGAUAGCUAUUUCACCAUGUUAUUGUAUUGGAGUAGAUCUGUGAAUCAGUGUGGCAAUGUUGCACGACCACAUCUUGUUGCGCUUGCUUCGAGGUUCCAGCUGGAUGGAAUCGUGGAGGAGUUCCGUCCCCGACUGCUGGAUUCUGUGGUUUGGAUCUUCUACGACUUCGUUUCCUUGUAUCAAUACCCUAGAAACGAAGAUCAGGACCGGCUCUUCCGCCGGGCGCUCCGCGACAUGUUUGUCAUGUACUCCCACGACGCCGCGGAAGUCCAUCGGAUCGAGAUGCUGACUCCGACGAGGGUGCGAGAAAGGUGCGUUGCAGCACACGGACCCAAGAUCUUCGUUUAUUGGGAGGCAGAGCAGAAGAUGAUGCAUGUUCUCAUCUCUAAGCUCAAGCGAAACGUGGUGCCGUAUGAGCAAAGGGGCUGGUGCCAGUCCGAAAAGGAGUGGUCGGCCCUGCGGACUUGGAUGAAGGCCGACAAGCCGGUGCCUCUUCCCCCGGACAUGUUCCGGGCACGGAUGCAGCAGAUGAAAUUUACGCACAGGGAAGACUCCGAGGAGGUCUUCAAGCUCCAGGCGAAGGUCUUCCACCAGAAGGCAGCGUCCACAACCAAACUCCUCAUCGAAAACUUGGACGCCGGCAAGAUCGCCGUUCUGACCGCAGCUUUGCCUUCCUACACCAAGCUCAAAGAGCUCGUUGCCAUGGGAAGCCCGGAGAACACCUGGAAAGCCGCCUUGGCCGUGGUGGUGUCAGGUGCCUGCAUUGUCGAGAUUGCGUGCGAGAAUAUGCGAGACGAGGAUGCCAUCGCCUUGUCGGCCGGUUUGUCCACGAAGAAGUGCAGCCACCUGGAUCUGGAACAGUUGCACCUAAGGUGCGAGAGGAUUGGUGACCGAGGUAGGACUGCUCUGCGGCAGACGAUGAACCUCCACGGUGCGAAUUUGGUGAUCAGCACUCCAGACCGCAGUCUGGGCUAUGUAGGGCAGGAAAUCGAGCCAGCGAUGGCUUCGCAGAGGUGCGUGACGCUGCGCAUUUUGGUUUCCAAACGUAGACAACCACCGCUUCAAUCGGAAGCUGUUGCGGCCUGUCCCGCUGCCUUGCCUACCCAUAACUCGCUAUUUGCAAAACUGACCGCCGCUGGACGACUGGAUCCGAGGCCCCGGCCAGUGGAUGUCGGUGCGGUCGAUUCGUUGGAAUUGCAUGCAUCCGCCAUGACACAAAUCUUGAGCGUCCUGUGCUGUAGACGCAGACGCUUCGAUCCGACGUUGAAUCCCACGGGGUCCGAGGCUGGUCCGAACAGGGCGGUUCCAUUGCAUAUCUUUGGAGGAACCAAGAAGCAGACGGAUAUGCAGCUACCCCACAUGUUGAAGACUCUGAUCUUUGGCGGCAACUUCAACCAGAGCUUGAAGGGCACUUGUCUAGACAUUGACGCAACUGCAGCCGAAACGGAGCCGCCACAGCUCUUUGCCUUCCUCUCGGACUCCCAACACAAGGAAGAAGAUUCGCCCACUGCGGGAGCUGCACAAGCUGGUGAUGAUGAUGGCCACGUGUUUCAGGACGCUGCUGUGGUCAUUUUUGUUAUGUUUUCUGGUGAUGACGGUCUGGGCUAUGGCGUUUUUGAGGAUUGUCCGCAAUGCAGAAGAGCAACAUCUUCGGUCAUGGAUGCAAAUUUACUGCUGUUCAAAACGGUCAUUGCUGGUGACAGCUGGGGCGAGGUUGCUGUGCCAGUGAUUCAGGCUGGGGAGAGUUACGAACAUGAAGUUCAAAAUCCAUCCUGA
Symbiodinium sp. CCMP2592 is the source of this 3642-nucleotide messenger RNA. The record is from the annotation of a GenBank genome assembly. NCBI's taxonomy places the organism in Eukaryota, Dinophyceae, Suessiales, Symbiodiniaceae.